AGGAGAGCUUCAGUUGUCUGCUGACAGCUUUACAACAGCUAUCAUGCAACUUACACAUCUGGAAGCUGCAGUCACACUUGGGAUUUUUAUUUCUCAGAUAUCCGGCAUCAGCAUUUCAUCUCCACCUUCUGACUGUUUGGCUACUGAGGACACAUGCAUGUCAAAUCUAUGCACGUGGAGUAAAGAAGCAUUUUAUGGAGGCGUCUGUGAGGAUGAAGGGUGCCAAAUAAAAGGCUCACAGGUCUGUAACUUGACCAUCCACAAUGUACUGGACCAAUUUCCCUCUCUGCGCGGGUGUGUGUGUGCCUGGGAGGAGGAGCUUUGUGGCUCUAUACAAGUGCUGGCCACACAAUGCCACCAAAAGCCAGGGGCUCAGCAGAGGAGGAGCACGAUAAUGGACUGGCAGUCAAGCAGUUUGUUAGACUAUGUACACGAUAGUGCUGCAUCCUGCUGGGACCAAGUGAUGGUUUGUAUUGAUGAUGCAGUGUGCAACAGGUACCUAGCCCCUGUUCUCAAGGCAUGCAUGGAGCAGUGCGACCACAACCACUGUCAGCACGUGACCCAGCAGUUCUAUGGCAGCAUGCCGCACAAUGUUGCAGAGAUGCUGGUCAUGUGCGAGUGUGAGGCUUCAGAUCAGAUCUGUCAAUCUACCAAAACUGCCCUGCACAGCGGCACAUGCAGAGAAGAGACCUGGUUCUGCCAGGAUACAGUUAACCAGUGUGUUGAGGACAGUUCCUGCAGAGACUUAUUGGAAACUUUCCGAGCCAAGUGCUGGAGCCCUGAAGAAGCACAGUGCAGCAACAGUGACCUCCAAAAGGAUGAAUGCAUCACCCAGAUGGAUCCAGCUCUCAUGCUUGGUGCAGAUAAUGAAUGUAAAAUUGCCUUCCUAGCCACUCUGGGCACACCACUCCACUAUCCUUGUACAUGUGAGGGAAUGCACAGAGAUGAUCUUCUGACAUGCAACAGGAUUUAUGAUGUGCUUCAUAACAGAUCACGCUUCAAGACAUCUUGGAAAAGCAGCAGUGGUCCCUCGAAACCUCCUGAACUCAAUGAAUCUGAGAAAGGUUACACAUGGUCACACGAUUAUCUGCUGUAUGCUUUUGCAACUGUGCUGCUUGUCGGAGUUGUUAUAUUAAUGCCUGUGGCUGUUGUCAGUAAAAUAUGGAUGUUGAGAGGAAGAGACAAGACGAAAUAUUACCAACAGCAGAAAAGCAACGGUGUUGUUACUCUCUGAUUCUCUGAUGUUUAUUCAUCUGUUAAAUGUACAUUGCUGAAAGUAAUUAAUUUACAUUUUGUUGUUUUUGUUUUAGAUGUUGCAUAGAUAUUUGUUUUUCACAGUGUUGAUAAUAAUAUACAUGUUUAAAAAAGAAAUAACAUAUUUAUUUCAUACUUGUACCUUGGUCUUUGUAACAGAUUACAAUGUUGCUGCAAGAGUAACCAGUCUGAAUGCUAGUGCUUCAUUAAAGACAAUGUAUUUAGGGGUUGAUUAAAACCUUUAUUCUUACAGUUAUAAAUGUUUCACAUGUAAAAUGCUUUUUUGGCAAGAUAUAAUUUACAUCAGAUCUUUUCUUAAGAUGGAUGAUUAUACAUGAACUCAGGUUUUCUUCCUGAAUUACAAAAGAAACAGUCCUUUAGCUGUAAAUGAUCGAUCUUCAGAAUCUUCGAGUACUGUAUAUAAAGUUGAACUACACAUCUCCACUUCCUCCUACUGUACAAAAAUGAAGUCAAAAUAUCCUGGAUACAUGCACUCCCAUCUUGGGCUGGUCAUUUGGAGCCAGAGUCUGCGCUGUAGCACUUGGGAGGUGAAGCCAUGGUAUCCCAUCAUGGAUGCAUGAUUAGAUUUGGAUACUUUGAGCCUUUACUGUCUAAUGAGAAUCAUUCGCCUGGUGCAUUUGACAAAAUUUUCGAGCUUCCAGGUUUACUUCCAUGCAGUAGUAUUAAUAAAUAGUAGUGUAUUAGUAUUAUUAUUAUCAAAAAUUCAUAAUAGAAAUGGCCUUGACCUUGUUUGUAGUUCGAGGUGUCCUGUCAACAGUUUGGGAGACAUCUCACCUGCAAUUCCACGAGUGGCCACUAGAAAAAAUUGGAAGCAAGGCUUAGAGGCGGCAACAUAUUCAGUUCUCUUAUACAGUAUUGGUUCCCAACCACACACCUUUCUGACCCAGUGGCGAGCAGCACCAUUGAUUGCAAGGAUACCGACUGACACACACAGCUGGCGAUCAUGACAUCACACCCCCUUUUUAUAGUAUCAAAUAACUCAUUAAAACUAGAACAUAUCAGAGAAACACUUGAACAUAAAUCAGCCAGAUGGGAACUACUGAGAAUGACAGAAACCAUCUUUUUUUGACUACUUUGAGAUUUUAGUUUGGCUCCCAUCCAUUAGCAUGGAGGGCUGGGGGGGUUAUGACCUACUGUAACCAGCUGCCAGCGGGCGAUCAAGAUGUUUUGGCUUCACUUUUGGAGAGCUGUCAUGCCGUCCAUGUUGGCGCACAUUUGGCACAUUCGAGAUUCCUUUAUGUCAUUAGUUGACCUUUGUGAUGAUUCAUUGGUGCUCUAGGCUUUGACUGAGUGUAAUAAUAAAAUUAACUCUGAACA
Messenger RNA from Epinephelus moara (kelp grouper), 2592 nucleotides. It is a transcript of the gene gfral, whose product is annotated as GDNF family receptor alpha like. Bases 44 to 1234 code for a protein of 396 amino acids. Gene Ontology annotation, cellular component: signaling receptor complex; external side of plasma membrane. Gene Ontology annotation, molecular function: signaling receptor activity. The transcript has 9 exons. The record is from RefSeq and is a predicted model, not a curated record. NCBI's taxonomy places the organism in Eukaryota, Metazoa, Chordata, Actinopteri, Perciformes, Serranidae. Gene Ontology annotation, biological process: nervous system development.